Molecule: messenger RNA, 852 nt
Organism: Brassica oleracea var. oleracea
Lineage: Eukaryota; Viridiplantae; Streptophyta; Magnoliopsida; Brassicales; Brassicaceae
Product: B3 domain-containing protein At5g25470-like
Exons: 4
Coding region: 12-806 (264 amino acids)
Molecular function (GO): DNA binding
Source: RefSeq, a predicted model, not a curated record
UCCAAGAGACAAUGUUGCCCGAGAGUGAGAACCGAGAAAAUCUGAGCAACCCCAGCUUCAUUAAGUCUUUGUCUAUUGGACAAAACUGGAAAUCUAAAUCCAUGAGGAUUUUUCCGGAAGAGUUUGUGAGAAGCGCUGGUGAGGCUUUUGUACACAGGGUGGUGCCUAGUGUUCUCUGGAACAAUUCCUGGCAAUGUUGGCUCCGGCAAGACAAGGAUGGUUUGUAUAUGGUCGAAGAAGAUUGGGAUGAGUUUUUGGAUGACAACCUUUUAGAUACAGAUGAUACCUUGCUUUUCACACACCAAGACACAAUGUAUUUUCAAGUGAGAAUCUUCAAGAAAGAUGGGAACGAGAUCACUUCAGUACCUCUUGAAGGUGAACCUGCGACUCACCCAUUUCACCAGGAGACAACCCCUGCCUAUGCCUCUGCAAAUGGAGGAACAAGUAGCCGAGCAAGAAAGGGUUAUGCUCAUGUCGAAAACCCUAAGCGAUACCUCUUAAAUCCGAGAAACCCUUACUUCGAGAAGACGCUAACGAAGACGAACAUAGUCCUGUAUGUGAAUACGUGGGUGAUCGAGGAGUAUGACUUAGAGUUUAGUCCUCCUAAUACCCACAUGUACUUCCUUCUUCCCGAUGGAGAAAAACUCGAUGGCUACACCAAGGAUUACGGCGGUUCACAUAGUUUCCUUGGCUGGGCAGCUGUAUGUGAAAGGUGCAACUUGAGAACAGGAGACACUGUGGUUUGUGAACUUGAACUCUCAGGACGAGUGGUUUCCGCUGUUAGAGUGCAUUUACUCGAUGAAUGACAAGUCAACUCUACUCUCCUUGUUAGUCAGGUCAACAUUAGUUUUA